CUUUCCUCAUCCAUACGAUCAACCACAACUCAUCGCCCGCCAUGUCUCCCCGCGAUCGGUGCGAAGAGGACAUUCAUCGGCCGCUCCUGGCGGACUCCCGAGGGGCGGAACCCGAGCCGGAAUCCACUUCCGGGCAGGAUGGUCGGUUCACUCGUAACCUCGGAGCCAUCGAAGCCUUUGGCAUCGUCAUCAGUAUUGUGAUCGGGAGUGGUAUCUUCACUUCCCCAGGAUCCAUCGAUACAAAUGUCCCAUCACCAGGCGUCGCGCUUAUCGUGUGGCUGGUGGGUGGCAUGCUGGCCUGGACUGGGGCCAGCACCAUGGCCGAGCUGGGCACCGCCAUUCCGGGCGAAGGAGGCGUCCAGCCAUACCUCCGAUACAUCUUCGGGGAUGUUUUCGGCUUCCUGGCGGCCUGGACAUGGAUCAUCGCUGUCAUGCCUGCCACCCUUGCUAUCCUCAGCAUUGUGUUCAUCGAAAGUCUCUUUUCCGCGGCGGGCGUGACUGACCAAGCUGGGAGCCUUUCGCACAAGCUGCUCUCCAUCCUCGUUCUCUUGGCGAUCGGGGUAGCCAACUCCAUCAGCACCAAGGUCAGCACCCGCCUGAACGGCUUCUCGGUGACGACCAAGUUCCUCGCCAUUGCCGGCAUCGUGAUCGCCGGCUUGGUGGUCGUCAUCCUGCAAAUGUCAGGCAUCAAUCGGAAUGCCGGACCAAAAGACUGGCUUGAGCACUCCUGGUUUGGAUCUAGAAACACAUGGACCCCGGACGGUCGGGAGAUCGACUGGAGCUCUAUCGGCGGGUGGGAAUCGCUGGGGUACUAUUCCGCCGCGCUGUAUGGGGCGCUCUGGGCCUAUUCGGGCUGGGAUAAGGCGAUCUAUAUCAGUGCCGAGCUUUCUGCACCCGCCCGGCAGCUCCCGCUCGCCAUCAACACCGCCAUCCCCAUCAUCAUUCUUUGCUUCCUUGCAGCUAACGCGGCUUAUUACGUCCUUCUCCCAUGGAAGAUUGUAUCGACGACUGACAGUGUGGCUGUGACCGCCAUCACCCACCUCCUCGGUCCUGUAUGUGGUAUCCUCGCCGCAAUCCUGAUCUGCCUCGUCGUGGCUGGCUCUCUGCUCGGCAACUCCUUCGUGGCGGGUCGCAUGAUUGUGGCCGCAUCCAAGCUGGAUUGGUUCCCCCGGUCUCUGGGGGUGCUCGGAUACGUGGGGAUGCCACCCGACCCGGAACCUCCUUCCCGUGCGACCGCGCGAUCGGACGCGCCCAUCAACGCGACCAUCCUGGCCACCCUUUUGCCCAUGCCAUACUUGCUCUUUGGCAAUUUCCGCGCGCUUGUGACGUUUAACGGUCUGGGAGAAUAUUCCUUCUUCUUUUUGACUGUUCUGGGGGCCAUCAUUCUGCGGUUCCGGCAACCAGAGCUGCGUCGUCCUUAUAAGCCUUUCAUUGCGAUCCCGAUCACCUUUGCUUUGGUCAGUGGGUUCGUGGUAGUGAGAGGGGGUGUCUUCGCCCCGCUGCAGGCGGUGAUUUUGAUCUCGCUAUGGCUGGUUGGUGUGGGAUUUUAUUAUCUUCGGAGAAAGUGGGUUGCUAGGAGUGAAUAGGCUGUAGAUGUGGAUGUUGAGGCUUGCAAUUAGGUCCAGAGGUGAUGUUCCUUGUGGUUGUCCCUGAUUGCUGGGACAUCCAUGCCUCCCAUGACUUCGAGAAACCCUUGUGCAAAUGGGUAUACUAUAGAAUGGCAUCACUACAAUUUGAUCAAUGUUGGUUCUUCCAUCUUCUCGUCGCUUAAGACCAAAUCGAGAAUUUGAAGGAUGGACGAAAAAGAAAGAAACAACGAUGACAGCCCCUCGUGAUACAACUUGACUGACACUAGGUCUACAUCAAAUAUG
Messenger RNA from Aspergillus ibericus CBS 121593, 1871 nucleotides. RefSeq names its product amino acid transporter. The transcript has 4 exons. Gene Ontology annotation, molecular function: L-amino acid transmembrane transporter activity. Gene Ontology annotation, biological process: amino acid transmembrane transport. The coding region runs from base 42 to 1586 and encodes 514 amino acids. The record is from RefSeq and is a predicted model, not a curated record. NCBI's taxonomy places the organism in Eukaryota, Fungi, Ascomycota, Eurotiomycetes, Eurotiales, Aspergillaceae. Gene Ontology annotation, cellular component: membrane.